Messenger RNA from Fomitopsis serialis, 663 nucleotides. RefSeq names its product Tubulin/FtsZ. Gene Ontology annotation, cellular component: gamma-tubulin complex; centrosome; nucleus. Bases 1 to 663 code for a protein of 220 amino acids. NCBI's taxonomy places the organism in Eukaryota, Fungi, Basidiomycota, Agaricomycetes, Polyporales, Fomitopsidaceae. The record is from RefSeq and is a predicted model, not a curated record. The transcript has 6 exons. Gene Ontology annotation, molecular function: structural constituent of cytoskeleton; GTP binding. Gene Ontology annotation, biological process: mitotic spindle organization; mitotic sister chromatid segregation; meiotic spindle organization.
AUGGCUGCCAGCACCCAAACACUUCGAUACCCCGGAUACAUGAAUAAUGACCUCGUCAGCAUCAUCGCCUCUCUCAUUCCGACACCACGGUGCCACUUCCUCAUGACUUCAUACACCCCGUUCACGAGCGACCAGAUCGACAAGGCAAAACCCAUCCAGCGGACGACCGUUCUCGACGUGAUGCGCCGCCUUCUCCAUCCCAAGAACCGCAUGGUCUCGACAACGCCAGGCAAGACCGCCUGUUACAUCUCCAUCCUUAACAUCAUCCAGGGUAACGUUGAUCCCCCUGACGUCCACCAAUCGCUACUCCGUAUCCGCGAGCGCCAACUGGCCAACUUCAUCCCUUGGGGCCCGGCCUCCAUCCAGGUGGCUCUCACGCGCAAGUCACCGUACAUAAGCACGGCACACCGUGUAAGCGGGCUCAUGCUUGCGAACCACACGAGCAUCGUUUCCCUCUUCAGGCGCAUGAUCGAUCAGUUCGACCGUUUGCGCAAGAGGAACGCGUUUGUAGAACAGUACAAGAAGGAGAAGAUAUUCGAAAACGGAUUGGAAGAGUUCGACGAUGCCAAGGUUACUGCGGAAGAGCUUCUGGAGGAGUACAAGGCUUGCGAAAGUCCUGACUACAUCACAUACGGUUCCCCGGUUGCCGAGCAACCAGAGUAA